AUGGCCUGCCCCUACAAAAAGGAGCCGAACCUGAAGCCAGACAAUGUUGUCGAGCCCAGCCUCGACGGCCCAGGAGAGCCCAUCCCGCACCCGCCGGAGAAGUGGCUGAUCGGAAACGCGGGCGAGAUCGACCCGACGUUCUUCGUCUCCUCCGUCUGGCGCCUCGCGGACAUCUACGGGCCCAUCUUCAGCCUGAAGCUCUUCGGCAGGACCGUCGUCGUGGUCUCGAGCCACGAGCUGAUCGACGAGGUGUGCGAUGAGGCCCGAUUCGAAAAGACGACCAAGGGCAACCUCGAGACGCUGCGGGUCUUGGUUGGGGGCGGGCUGUUCACGGCGUACUCGGACGAACAUGACUGGUACGUCGGACACCGCAUCCUCAUCCCAGCCAUGGGGCCCAUCGCGGUGCGGCGCAUGUUCGACCAGAUGGUCGACUGUGUGUCGCAGAUGAUCCUCAAGUGGGACCGGCUGGGCCCGGAGCACGAGGUGUCCGGGCCGGACGACUUCUCGCGGCUCACCUUCGAUGUCAUCGGGCUGUGCGCCAUGAACUACCGCUUCAACUGCUUCUAUGCCGAGGACCCGCCGCGCUUCAUGACGGCCAUGGCUGACGCACUGGUCGAGGCUGGCAAGGUGACCAACCGCAUGGCGGUCGAGAACGCGCUGCGGUAUUUCUCGCGCAAGAAGUUGGCGGAGGAUAUUGAGUACAUGCACAGUGUCUGUGCUGGUGUCAUUGCUGAGAGGAAGGCGAAUCCCCAGCCCGAGCUGAAUGAUCUCUUGAAUGUCAUGUUGUUUGGGAAGGAUCCUGUCUCUGGGGAGUCGAUGUCGGAUGAGCUGAUUUCGAACGAGUUUCUUACGUUUUUGAUUGCUGGCCACGAGACGACCAGUGGCACUAUGAACUUCAUGAUGUACAACCUCUUGAAACAUCCAGAAAAGCUGCAAAAGUGCUACCAAGAAGUCGACGAGGUCCUCGGCGACAACGCCAUAGAGCUGGAACACAUCCCGCGGCUCAAGUACCUAUGGGCCACGAUGAGAGAGACUCUGCGCUUUCUUGGACCCAUCUCAUCUAUAUCACGCCACAGCAAGCGCGAGACGGUCAUCGGCGGCAAAUACAAGAUCAAUCCAGACUGGGUUAUCAUGCUGAAUCUCCGGGGCUUGCACCACGACACGAGCGUCUACGGCCCCGACGCGGAUGAGUUUCGGCCGGAGCGCUUUCUCGAGGGCGGGUGGGAGCAGAACCCGCCAAACGCAUGGAAAGCUUUUGGAACUGGCUCCAGAGGGUGCCCAGGCAAGGCCAUCGCGGAGCAGGAGAUGAUCACGGCCUGGGCCCUGAUCUUCCAGCGCUUCAACAUCGAGCUGGCUGACCCGGAGUACCAGCUGAAGAUCAAGCCGACUCUGACCAUCAAGCCGGACGACUUCAAGUUUAAAGUUCGGCGUCGGCCAGGAAAGGACCGGAUGGUCGGGUUGGCUGGCGCACCGCAUAAGGAUAAGGUGUAUCCAGCGGCGGGACAAGGAAAGACAGCCAAGUCUGAUGCUCGCAAAGCACACGAGACCGACAAAAGUGCCGAGUUGGAGCCACUUUCCAUCUUCUUUGGCGGCAUCAGUAACACGUGCAAGACCUUCGCAGAGGACUUUCAGCACGACGCACCGAGCUUCGGCUUCCAGGUUCCGGAUGGGGUUCGCAACCUGGACGAGGGCGUAGAAAACUUACCAACGGACAAGCCCGUCUUGAUCAUCACAUCCUCGUAUGAGGGUCAGCCUCCCGACAACGCCAAGAGCUUCGUCGCAUGGCUUGAAACGCGCGCCGCCGCUGGGGACAACGGCCUGCUCAAGGGAGUCUCCUACGCUGUAUUCGGCGCCGGCAACAAGGACUGGGUGAGAACAUUUCACCGCGUCCCGAAGCUGGUCGACAACCUCAUGGAGAAGCUGGGUGCCACCCGCAUAAUGCCUCUCGGCUUGGUGGACGUCAGCGAGGAUAUCCUCGGGCCAUGGGAGGACUGGAAGGCCGGCCUAUUCCCCGUCCUCCGCAGGCUCAGCGGCGCCACGGCCGAGGUCACGGCCGAGGAGAUUAAGGUGGAGGUCGUCCACCCGGAGGCACCGGCUAAGCUGGCCGGGCCGGAGAUCACCACUGGGAUCAUACUCUCCAACACCGAGAUCGUCAAGGCGGGCGUUGGCCCGCAGAAGAAGCACAUGGAGGUGCUGCUGCCUCCUGGCCAGAGGUACCGAAGCGGCGACUACCUCGUCGUGCUCCCUGUCAACCCGCGCGAACAGAUUCGGCGUGUUAUGAACCGCUUCGGUCUCCAUCUGGACGACCUUCUCACGGUUACUGGAACCUCUAAGGAAUAUCUCACCGGCUUCCAAGACGAACACAUCACGGCCUACGAGCUCAUCGGCACCCGAGUCGAGCUCGCCACGCCGGCCUCGCAGCGCCAGGUCGCCGCGCUGGCCGCGAAGCUGCCCGCCUCUGAGGAACUAAAGACCCUCUCAUCAGACUCAAGCGCUUACCGCAGCGAAGUCCUGGAGAAGCGCGUCUCGGUCCUCGACCUUCUCGAGGACUUCCCCAGCUGCACGCUGUCCUUUUCCGAGUACCUCGCGAUGCUGCAGCCCCUGGCUCCACGGCAAUACUCCAUCUCGUCUUCGCCCCUGGUCUACCCGCCUGUGCCGAGCACCACCACAGCCUUCCCGAGCUGCACGGUGGCGAGGUCCUCUCCCGCUGGCGCCGCCGCCGCCGCCGCGGAUGACGACGACAGCAGUGCGUGCGUGACCUGCUCCAUCACCUACGACGUGCUCGAGGGCGCGCCCGCGCUGUCGGGCCACGGCGCCUUCGCCGGCGUCGCAAGCUCAUACCUGUCGAACCUGCCCGCGGGCUCCCGUCUGCGCUGCUCCAUCCGCGGCACCAACGCGUCCAAGUUCCGGCUGCCGCCGGACCUGAAGACACCUGUCAUAAUGGUCGCGGCCGGCACGGGCAUCGCGCCGAUGCGCGCCUUCAUCCAGGAGCGGGCCGCCGUCGCCGGGGCGCGUGGCGCGGAUGCCCUCGGGCCGGCGGUGCUGUACUUCGGCUGCAGGGACCAUGCGCAGGAUUUCCUGUACCGGGACGAGCUGGCGGCGUGGGAGGCCGCUGGUGCGGUCAAGGUGAGGGCGGCGUUCUCGAGGUGCGCGCCGCCGGAGCAGGGCACAGCGCACGUGGACGAGGUCAUCUGGGCGGACAGGGAGGAGAUGAGGCGUCUGUUUAGGGCCGGAGCGAGGAUCCUGGUGUGCGGGAGCGCGAGCAGGCUCGGCCGGAGCACGCAUGAGGUAUGUGUGCGCAUCUAUCGCGAGGGCCAUCCCGAGGUGUCUGCCGAGGAGGCGGAGGAGUGGAUGCUGCGGCAGAAGGAGGACCGGUACCUGAGUGAUGUUUUUGGAUAG
This is a messenger RNA of Diaporthe amygdali, 3399 nucleotides long. Its product is annotated as cytochrome P450. The transcript is spliced from 6 exons. Gene Ontology annotation, molecular function: iron ion binding; FMN binding; heme binding. Gene Ontology annotation, cellular component: cytosol. Lineage: Eukaryota; Fungi; Ascomycota; Sordariomycetes; Diaporthales; Diaporthaceae. The record is from RefSeq and is a predicted model, not a curated record. Bases 1 to 3399 code for a protein of 1132 amino acids.